Molecule: messenger RNA, 2157 nt
Organism: Hydractinia symbiolongicarpus
Lineage: Eukaryota; Metazoa; Cnidaria; Hydrozoa; Anthoathecata; Hydractiniidae
Product: E3 ubiquitin-protein ligase arih1-like
Exons: 15
Coding region: 151-1704 (517 amino acids)
Biological process (GO): ubiquitin-dependent protein catabolic process; positive regulation of proteasomal ubiquitin-dependent protein catabolic process; protein polyubiquitination
Cellular component (GO): cytoplasm; ubiquitin ligase complex
Molecular function (GO): ubiquitin protein ligase activity; zinc ion binding; ubiquitin conjugating enzyme binding
Source: RefSeq, a predicted model, not a curated record
GAGAUGCAAAAAAUAAUUAUAUAGCAAAUAUGGAGGCAGCAUAAAUAACAAACGCAAAACAGAUGACACAGCAUCACAAAAUUAUGCCUUAAAAAGAGAAAUAAAGGGUGAAAACACCAUCAGGUUGAUCUAUUACAUAAUACACAUACGAUGGAUUCAGAUACAGAUGACUUUAUGUAUGAUGAAGAUGAGCUCUCAGACCCAGAAGACGAUCAAAACGAUGAUUUUGAUAUUUCGUGCGAUGUCGAAGCAGCUGGAAGAGGGGAGUCGUCGUCUAAACGGUUUAUGAAAGACGAGGAUGACUUUUCAUUUGUUUGUCUUACUCCAGAGUCUAUUGUUACAACUAUGAGAAAGUGUAUAGAUGAAGUUAACUCUGUUUUUGAGAUACCUUGUGCAACUGCCCGUAUAUUACUGACACACUUUAAAUGGGAUAAAGAAAAAUUACUUGAAAGAUACUAUAGCAGUGACCAGGAUACAUUGUUUAAAGAAGCACAUGUGAUUAGUCCACACAAAAAUCAACAGUCAUCAGCAAGAACAUCACGCUCUGGUAUUCGUAUCCAUCCGAAAUUAGAAUGUGAAAUAUGUUUAUGUCCAGUCCCAGCAAAGAUGCUGACGGGGCUUGAAUGUGGACAUGUGUUUUGUCAGUUUUGUUGGAACGAAUAUUUAAUGAUGAAAAUUUUGUCAGAAAACACUGGUCAACACAUAUUUUGUCCAGCAAGCAAAUGUGACAUAUUAGUGGAUGAAAAUUUUGUUCUAAAAGUUUUACAAGAUGCAAAUAUACGCUCCCGUUAUCAUAAAUUAAUUGCAGAUAGUUUUGUGCAAAGCAAUCGUCUCAUGAGAUGGUGUCCUGCACCAGAUUGCAGUAACGCCAUUAAGGCUAUAUAUAAUGAUGCCAAACCAGUGACUUGUUUGUGUGGGUUUGUGUUUUGUUUUGGAUGUGUUCAGCCUUCACAUGACCCCGUAAAAUGUCAAUGGUUAAAAAAAUGGUUAAAGAAAUGUGAUGAUGACAGCGAGACAUCAAAUUGGAUAUCAGCAAACACUAAGGAAUGUCCGAAAUGUCACGUGACUAUAGAGAAAAAUGGCGGGUGUAAUCACAUGGUCUGUAGGAACACUUCUUGUAAGGCUGAUUUUUGUUGGGUUUGUUUGGGACCAUGGCAAUCACAUGGCUCCAGUUGGUAUAAUUGUAACCGUUACGACGAAAAAGACGCACAAGCCGCGCGUGACGCACAGGCUGUGUCGCGCGCUGCUUUGGAACGGUAUUUAUUUUACUGCAACCGUUAUAUGAAUCAUCUACUGAGUGCAAAAUUCGAACAGAAACUAAAUAAUCAAGUAAAAGAAAAGAUGGAGAAUUUACAACAAAUGAAUAUGUCAUGGAUAGAAGUACAAUUCCUGAAGAAGGCUGUUGAUGUUCUAUGCAUGUGUCGGAAUACGUUGAAGUACACAUACGUGUUCGCCUUUUACUUGACCAAAAAUAACCAUUCUAUUAUCUUCGAGGAUAACCAAAGAGAUUUGGAAUUAGCUACCGAACAAUUAUCUGAAUACUUAGAACGUGAUAUAAAUACAAGCGAACUAAAGGCGAUUCAAGAGAUCAAACAAAAGGUUCAGGAUAAGUACAGAUAUUGUGAGCAGAGACGAAAUGUUCUUCUAGAUCAUGUGCACGAAGGGUACGAAAAAGAUUUCUGGGAGUAUCAGGAGUCUCUUUGAUAGAUAUUUGCCUUGUAUUUUAUUUCUUCGGAUUUAUUCUGAGUACAAUUUUUUUCUAGCAUGCAGUAUAAAUACUGUUUUUUUAAUGGUCUGAGUAAAAGUGAUAAUCGCUCAAAGUUGCUCCCUGUAAUUACUAGAAUUUCGUUUUUUAAAAUUUUCUUAAGAUGCAGGCUUUAAAAGGGUUGUGUGAGAGUUUUAAGGCUCGUUUUCGUUUGUCUGUAUUGUCCGCUCUGGCGCAAAAUACAGCCGAAUGAAAACAAGCAAGGAGAUGCCCGUCUCGCAAUGAUUCCUAGGAUUAAUUAUUCUUAUUUUUUUCCAAACGAGGCGACUCAUUCGUUUCAAACUUAGUUUACAACCAUAGAGUAAAAUUAUUUUUAUUCUCCAAUGUUUGUGGUUGUUUCUUUUUGUUUAUAUUUUGUCGUUUUGUAAAACAAGUUUAAAUAACAAUAAGAU